This is a messenger RNA of Lepisosteus oculatus (spotted gar), 2639 nucleotides long. Lineage: Eukaryota; Metazoa; Chordata; Actinopteri; Semionotiformes; Lepisosteidae. The record is from RefSeq and is a predicted model, not a curated record.
GUUGCCCCUCCCCUUCCUGGUCCGCUGUUGUCAAUGGGGAGCGAGUCAAGAUGGCGGCGCCCAUGGAAGUAGUGGUUUGUGCCGACUCGUCUGGGCAGCUGUGGAACUGCGCGGUUUAUGAGCUCCACUCCUGGACCAACCUGCUCACGUACCGAGGCGGCAACACUUCGCCUCGAACCCUAGCUGUUCUGAACGGGGAGUACAUUCUGGGUGCCCAGCUCGGCAAGAACUACAUCAGUGUUUGGGAAGUCCAGAGGAAGGACCAGCUGCAGCAAAAGAUUGUGUGCCCUGGGGUCGUGACAUGCCUGACUGCGUCGCCCAAUGGAUUGUACCUGUUGGCAGGGAUUGCUGAGGCCAUCUACCUGUGGGAGGUAAGAAUUACUUGCCUUGUAAGAGUGCUGCCAAAAGUCACUGUUCACUAUAGGGAGUGCAGGUGUUCGCAUUUUUCAAACACAUCUUCUGACAAACUUUCUGGCGAACAGCGGCACCUGUCUGCGCUGUGGAACUUAGCCAGCGUGGUGCAAGUGGAUCCACUGCGGACCCCGGAACCACGACACGUUUGGGCACAGCACUCCCUUCCCAUCACGGACAUCCACUGCGGCCUGAUGGGACCCCAGGCACGAGUGGCCACGGCAUCCCUGGACCAGACUGUGAAGCUCUGGGAAAUCUCCUCCGGUGAAAUGCUGCUAUCCGUCCUGUUUGAUGUGGGCAUCAUGUCUGUGACCUUUGACCCCUGCGAGUAUUCCCUCUUUUGUGGUGGCAGCGAUGGAAGCAUCUUCCAGGUGUCAUUGUACAGCUCGAAUCUCAGUAGAGACAAGGCUUUUCAGCCUGACUCUGAGGGGAAUCAAGUUUUCAAAGGACACAGGAACCUGGUGACUUGCCUCUCGGUGUCUAUGGAUGGCACACUGCUGCUUUCUGGCUCCCAUGACGAGACGGUGAGACUGUGGGACAUUCAGAGCAAGCAGAGUCUCAGAACCCUCAACCACAAAGGGCCAGUCACCAAUGCCUUCAUCAUGCCAGCCCCUGCCAACAUGUUCCUCCCGGACGGCCGCCCCAGCGUCCCACUGCCACGUUUCAGUAGGCACCUGAACACCACAGAGCAGGGAGAGGGUCCCGAGGCAGGGGGGGUCAGCCUGCGCCUUGGGCUCCACACACAGGGCUCAGAAGAAUCCUAUCUGGAGAAGGCUGAAAAGCUAUACUCCAUGAUGUGUGCUAUCACAGACAAGAGGGUGUUCGGCGAUGGCGAGAAUACCAAGGUGCGUGUGGCCGAGCUGGAGGAGGAGGUCAAGACGCUGAAGAAAAUCAACAAGGACCUAUAUGAAUUCUCUUCACAGCUGCUGACCAAGCCCAGCUGAGGACUCCUCAAGAGAAUGGGGCUUUAACCCCAAAUUGGGGGGAGGGGGUGGAAACUUACAGCAUAAGGGAGGCUGUGAGGAUAGGAUGAUUUGAAUUUUGUGGUUCCUACUGCAGUCAGGGGGGAGGGGGGGAUUUUGGGAUACCUGUCCACAAAUGACAGAAACCAUUUCGGUUCUUGCUGUACUACACUGCUGUACAGCUCCAUGGGGCUGUUCAAAAGCCUUGUGUUCUCACAUUUGCCCAUUUGUAAUUCUCAAAGGCCUGAUCUGUCUGAUGCAUUGCCCCAGGCGUCACUCAGCGCCCACCUUUAAAUUGACUAAGGCAAUUAGAAAAAGCCCUGGCUCACUGACCCGUUUCAUAAUUCUACAGCCCUCAGCCUUUCGGAAUUUAAUUUUUCAUAAAACAUUCCAUCUGUUCUUCCCUGAGAGAGGACUGUAGUAUUCACGUCUCGCAUGUAAAUCAUUCAACCAGCUAGUCAAUAAAAUAUGUUCUACUACAGUAUGCGUACUUCAAAAAAACGAUUCGUGGGGAUAACACCUAUGCUCAUCUUAAACAAGGCAAAAAGAAUCUAUGUAUUCCUACUGCGUCAGCUUGCACAGCGAAUGGAAACGAAUGACUGCAGGAUGAGAUAUAGUUUUAUCGGUUAGUACUACUCUCUUGCCAUUGCCUUUAAUCCGCCCAUGAAUUAUAAAGUGCCAUUCAGAAUUGACUAGUUUCCAGGCAGUCCCUGAUACCUGUCAACCAGAACACUGCAAGUGCUGUUCAGCUUCUGCACGACACGGCGCUCCGAAAACAACAGAUCUUUUCCUGGUAGAUUUCGUGGCCCUGUUGGACUUGCCAGAAAAAUAACUAAAAUUGAACUGGUUUGGAUGACCAGCCUACCUUUUCUACAGAUUUACUCUCACUGGCAUUCAGCAAAUAUUGAAAACAGCUGCCAGUUCAGACCAGUUUCCAUUAGUGCUUUGAUGGAAACCUACAACUGACUGCUUUCUAGCUAUUGCAGACUGGUAGUACUGCAGACCCUUCAACACAGGGUCCCGUAACUGUGUUUUCUAUUGAGUAUUCACCUCUUUGUUGACUUAAAUUAAGCACACUUAGAUUGGGAAACGCAGGACUGAAACUGGAAAGUAGGGAAAGAGGAGUUGGUCUUGAUGGUGAAUUAAAUGUGAGGAUUCCUGUACAGUACAUCGUGAUUUGGGACUUGUCAUGUAAUGAGCUGUUUUUUUAAUCAAUUUUCCCCAUUUUGCCUUCAAAAUAAAUAAUUUGAAUUUUCUUUUGGAAAA